GCGUGGCCAUAGUGGGAUUCGUAAUUUUGCGGCCGGGCGGUCAGUUACAGCCAUCACCUUACGUUAGCUUUUCUCUGCCGUGCAAAAAUACUUUCUAGCCUCCGCAAGUCAUCUGGACACUAACAAACUAUGGAUGAAUAUAUAAGGGCUUAUCCGGGUAUGGAUCCUACAACAAUUGCAGUAUUAAAAGCUGCUAGUAUAAGUGCAGACAUGCUUCCCAGUCUCUCCAAGGAGGACUUGCGUGAUCUCUUUCCGGGGCCUGAGCACUUCUUCAGAAGGAGAGACAUUUGGAGAAUUACACAUGAUGAAAAUGAGGGUGAAGAGUCAGGUCAGCUUAGACCAGGCAACUCCUCUGGAACCUGUAAUGCCAACACGGUUCCCUCAAUCUCAACCCCAUUGUCCUCCCCAUCCUCCUCCUCUACCCCUCUCCUCUCUUCAAACCCAAGAAACCAACAUGGUACCAGCAGAACCGUACAACUUGUUAGCCCACAGUAUGUUGUAUACACAGACACAGAGCUGGAGCAGUCAAAAAGCAUAUUUUUUGAGAAACAGCGGGCUGGACAAGAAGGAGACUAUACACUCUCCAAAGAUCUUCGUUGUCGCCUGAUAAGGAAUACGGUAACAAGCAUGAUUGCCAUCAAGAGAGCUGCAAGGGAUGAGUUCCAGUAUCCAUGCAGCCGUGAACUGACUGUAAUGGCUAAGCGUCUCAUAGAGUACUACCCAAUGCUGCGGGACAAAUCUGCAGCCGGUGGAGCUGAGUGGGAAUCUGUGAAAAAGCAGCUUUUGAAAAGGGUCCAGAAUGUGACAACCCCCAAAAAGAAGCAGGGAGCGACUCCUUCGAGAAAGAGGCGUCGGGCCCUUAGCUUUGAGAGCAGCAGCAGCAGCCAGGAGACACUUACUGAUGACUCUGGGUCCACUGCUUCAACUUUGAUCUUGGAAAGAUCACCACAAUCAAGAUGCAGUUCCCUGGAGGCUGAACAGGUGGAUGGAUCUGAAACUACUGAUAGCCCACAGAACCAGGCAAGGCAUUACAAAAUUCUUCAGGAGCUGUACAAAUCCAAGCCCAGACCCAAUAAGAAGGAUGUUGCCCAGCUGUUGGACCUUGAAUACCAAGCAAGACGGGCAUACAUUGACUCUGAUGUUCUUAAGGAGCAGGACAGGCCUGCCGAGAUUCUUCAAGCAUAUCCCUGCUUCAGAGAACUGGAUCAUAUAAUGGAUGAACUCCGGAGGAUCCUCGAUCAGGAAAACUCUCACUACAUACCUGAACUAAAGAACCGUUGGGAAACCUUUUAUGAGAAGGCACAGUUUUAUGGAGUUUUUAAAAAAGUAAUGAGGCCUCCGUUGUCUGAUAAAGUAAAGCAAUCUGUUGCCGUGAUUAAGGCUUUGCCAGACCUGUUCCCAUCACCUGUGGCUCCACACAAGAAGUUAGGACAUGCAAGUGCAGCUAUGCUUCACAUCCUUAAGUCAGCAGAAGACCCCAACACCUUUCUUCAGGCGAGACCACUCUCCAGCCCUGUUGUGAUUGUCUGUGAAACCAACUGCAUACUGGCCAUUGGAACCAUGCCUGUGUUGAUCUUCCCAAAGGAGGACCUCUCUGUCAGUGUGAUGUACAUCCUUGCAUGUUACUACACCUUUCAUCUUACAUAUCCCAAGUGUAUUGCCACACUCCUCUCUGUGCUGCAGACAGAAGUCCUCAUGGACUCCAUCCAUGACCAAGACAUGACUUCGUCAUAUAAAAAAGCUAUGGCUGAGUGGAAGAAGUUCAUUACUGAAUAGGCCUGGACAUUAAUAAUGUGUGUUUUGGAGGAGCUGUUGUUUUUUCAGCCUCUUGGAAAGUCAGACACGUUGUUUGUCAGAUGCUUAUAGUUUAAUUUUGCCCAUUCAGCUUUUCAGCCUUGACCAGUGGUCUUCAUGUAUACUCUGCUGAAGUGCACAUACACACACACACACACACACACACACACAGGACAUCCAUCCAUGACCGAGAUAUGACUUUGUCAUAUAAAAAAGCUAUGGCUGAGUGGAAGAAGUUCAUUACUGAAUAGGCCUGGACAUUAAUAAUAUGCCCCGAUACACGUGUGUUUUGGAGGAGCUGUUGUUUUUUCAUCCUCUUGGAAAGUCAGACAGUUCUAUCAGAAAGUUGUUCUGUCAGAUGCUUAUAGUUUAAUUUUGCCCAUUCAGCUUUUCAGCCUUGACUUGACUUCAUGUAUGCUCUGCUGACG
This is a messenger RNA of Perca flavescens (yellow perch), 2222 nucleotides long. RefSeq lists its product as uncharacterized. The transcript has 8 exons. The record is from RefSeq and is a predicted model, not a curated record. Bases 130 to 1776 code for a protein of 548 amino acids. Lineage: Eukaryota; Metazoa; Chordata; Actinopteri; Perciformes; Percidae.